Messenger RNA from Mycena indigotica, 459 nucleotides. RefSeq lists its product as uncharacterized. NCBI's taxonomy places the organism in Eukaryota, Fungi, Basidiomycota, Agaricomycetes, Agaricales, Mycenaceae. The record is from RefSeq and is a predicted model, not a curated record. The transcript has a single exon. Bases 1 to 459 code for a protein of 152 amino acids.
AUGUCGUUCUUCUCCAGUACCGUCGGCGUCGUGCGCUCGCUCCCGGUUGGCGGGCUUCCCCGAGUUGCAUGGAUGCACAUCCCCCGUGUUAUCCCCGCCUCGCCUGUUGUAAACUUGAAUCUCAAACUGGCCGAUAAGCCCACAGCCAUUCCCCCACCCAUGGCACAGGCAUCGUCUUCACGACUUGUUCCAGUCGUCGCCCAAACACCUGCUCCUCCGCUGAUGUCUCGGGGGUUUGCCACGCUUGUGGCCCAGCCACAAACCAGGCCCACCCGCCCCCCUCUCCGCCGAGCAUCUCCCUCCCAGACAAUCCAACGCAGGGCGCCACAACCGCCUGCAGUUGCUGAACCCAAAUAUGCCCUACCCCCGGCGAUGGCUCGCGGAGUCGUUGGCCAACCACAAUUUAUGCCCACCCGCCCCCCGCUGCGUCGUGCUUCUCCUUACCAGACCACCCAAUAA